Molecule: messenger RNA, 828 nt
Organism: Psammomys obesus (fat sand rat)
Lineage: Eukaryota; Metazoa; Chordata; Mammalia; Rodentia; Muridae
Gene: Rec114
Product: REC114 meiotic recombination protein
Exons: 6
Coding region: 1-762 (253 amino acids)
Source: RefSeq, a predicted model, not a curated record
AUGGCUGAGGCGGCGACUGUGGCCUCGGGCCUCGGCCUUCCAGGAGAGGUCUCCCAGUGGCCUCUGAAGCGCUAUGGCCGCUUCAUGCUCUUGGACACUGGGGAGUCGCUUGAGCCUAGCCCGGAAGCUGCCGCAGGGUCCUCGCCCACUUGGAAGGUUUUUGAGUCCAGUGAGGAAUCUGGGUUCCUCACUGUCACCAUCGUCAUAUCUGGUCACUUCUUCAUUUCUCAAGGACAGACACUGCUGGAAGGGUUUUCGCUCAUUGGCAGCAAGAGCUGGUUGAAGAUUGUGAGGCGCAUGGACUGUCUUCUGUUUGGAACGACGAUAAGGAACAAGAGCCGCAUGUUUCGUGUGCAGUUUAGCGGGGAGUCCAAGGAAGAGGCGCUGGAGCAUUGCGGCAGCUGUGUGCAGACCCUGGCCCAGUAUGUCACCGUUGAGGUACCUGACAGCAUCACCCAGGAUCUUCGGCAGAGCCCAGGCCCACUGGAGGCAGGUGAAAGCCAAGGGAGGGCCGCACUGCAGCCGGGGCAGCAGGUGUGUAUGGCAGCUGGCGCUGGUGCUCUGGAGGGAAGGACCUCAGUGAUCCAUCUAGCUCAGUCUAUCCUGGAUUCGGAGAAGCUGACCCUAGCCUAUGAACAGUCUUCAUGGGGAGCAGAAGAAUUGGGCCCCUUUCUACGCUUGUGCCUCAUGGAUCAAAACUUCCCAGCAUUUGUGGAAGAGGUGGAGAAGGAACUUAAAAAGAUCAUAGGACUGAGAAACUAAAGCCCCACACACAUAUGCAACUAAGGAACUGAAGGUAUCUGAAUUAAAGAGUAUUAUUCCAAGCAC